This is a messenger RNA of Heterobilharzia americana, 1687 nucleotides long. NCBI's taxonomy places the organism in Eukaryota, Metazoa, Platyhelminthes, Trematoda, Strigeidida, Schistosomatidae. The record is from the annotation of a GenBank genome assembly.
AAAGUAGUCAGCGUGACACUCCGAAAUGGAUAUUCUGAAUAGAGUUGAUAGUGUUUGUGAAGAUAUUACUUCUGAACUACAUUUAUUAGGUGAGUGUGUACAGGAACAGCUGCCACAUUUUGGUUGGCAGUUUGAAGAAAUUGAAUAUCUGGAAAAUAAAAUUCCAAUAAUUAAUGAAAAGUCAUUAAUGCUGGAUAAAAAAUACUUUCCAAAUGAUGACGCAACCAAUUCAAAAGAAUCCUGGUAUAAAGUAGCUGCAGGUGCCUCUGCAUAUACUUAUAAAUCGAUCGGAGUUAAAUACGCGGAACCUGUAAGAAAGUGGUUGGCGAACGCUGCAAAUAUAGUCGUACAAUUUGGACUACUUGCACAAUGUUUUACAACAAGAAAUAAUUGGUUUCCUGAAGGAGAUUGGUUUCUGGGAACAUGGACUGUGAAGAAUACGGCUAGUGCAGAGGAGUUGAGAAAUGUUAUCGAUCCGAGCAUUUUUAAUGCUUGUCUCAAAGUUAUUUUUGCUGCAGUCCUCAAUUUUCUUCAAUUCAAUUGUUAUGCACCAAAACAAAUGUCAAAUUAUGCUGUACAUCUUCUAAACAGUGAAGUUAUGGAUAAAUAUGGAGUGUCUAAGGUAGAAGAGAAGAUGUUAAUCAUGAAUAUUACUGGUCGUUGGGUUUCAAGAAUAAGAAUACUGCAAUUGGUUCAGAAAACAUUAAACACAUCCUGGAAACUGAAAGAUGUCAAACCUCUAGGAUACAUAAAUUUGAAAAUAUCUCGUAGAAUAGAAGACUACUUUGAUAUUAUCCCUCCUAACUGGAGAUAUACUCGUAUAGCUGUUUGUAUUGCGCAUAGACUUGUACGGUCCAACUGUGUUUAUUUCGCUGAUUUUUCUACUCAAUUAAUCGAAAUAAGAAAACAGUUACAGGAUGUUAUCAAAGAUCCACUUAAUCAUCACUGUGAUCAUAAAUAUUUACUAAAAUCCAAUGAAAUGGAGGAUGACAAUCAUCAUGUUGAUGAUAAUAAAAAACAUGAAUUGUUUGGUCGACUUAUUACAUUUUUGAAGUAUGCAGAGCCUAACAGUAAUCUUUUUCAAUAUAAACGUUUCAAAUCUCAUGGGAAAACAAAUGAAAGUCAAUAUCCUGAUUAUGAUGCAAAAUGGGAGGCAAUUGUAAAGAUUGUUUUAUCAUAUCCUACUUUAACACCACUUCAAGAGAUAACUGACAAAUUGAAAGAAUUAAAACUGAUACCUUUUGACUUUAACAUCGAUAAAAAGUUAAUCCAGUCCCUUUUUGCUGCUUACAAGAUUAAUAAAUCUAUUCAGUGAAAUAUUUAAAUCGGACUGUUCAUCUAUGUUGUAUAACCUUCCUUUGUUAUUCGAAUUUUGAUGAGAACAAGAGAUUGUGUGAAAUCACAUAUGUAUAUAUUUCUAUGUAUGUAUCAUUAGGUUCCAAAAAGUUAUCCUCAUUUUUUUUAAAUACGUAUUUUCCUAGUUUUUAAAACUCUUCACCUUAUGUAUAAUGAUGAAAGUUGUACCUUCUAGAUAUGGGAUCCAAGGAGAUGACUUUUUCAUACUGAACCAAUAAGUAGGUUAUUAAAGGAAAUAUAUUUCUCAAAUCCUGAUGAGAUAGAAAAAGCAAUUUCUGACGUUUUAUGACUUCAUGGGAUAUGCUUCUUCAAAGAAUAAAACCUAGACGAG